Messenger RNA from Mytilinidion resinicola, 828 nucleotides. Its product is annotated as NAD(P)-binding protein. Gene Ontology annotation, cellular component: cytoplasm. The transcript has a single exon. The record is from RefSeq and is a predicted model, not a curated record. Gene Ontology annotation, molecular function: oxidoreductase activity, acting on the CH-OH group of donors, NAD or NADP as acceptor. The annotation marks the transcript as partial. Lineage: Eukaryota; Fungi; Ascomycota; Dothideomycetes; Mytilinidiales; Mytilinidiaceae.
CCUAUUGAGACCUACUCCUUCGAAGGUAAAACGGUUCUCAUAACCGGCGCCUCCUCUGGCAUUGGCCUCGAAACCGCCGAACUCUUUUAUUCCCUCGGCGCCAACAUCGCCUUUAUCUGCGGCCGAAAAACGCCGCCGACCAAGAUUCCGCUCGAGUCUCCGCGUACCUUGCGUAUCAACCUCAACCUCUCUGACUGGUCUGCCCUCUCCGCCGCAUUUCUCGCUACGUAUGAAAAGUUCGGCCGCAUCGACAUCGUGGUCCCCAAUGCCGGCCUCGCUGAGCCGCCGGGACAGUAUUUCAACCUUCAGGAAGAUGGCGAGGGAGGUUUGAAGCCACUGGAUAUGAUUGCCGUAGAAAUCGAUAUCAAGGGGACUAUGUACACCAUAGCGCUCGGGAUCCACUAUCUCAAGAAGAACCAGAACCCCACCGGUGGUAGUAUCGUUAUCAUGUCAUCAAUGGCUGGCUACGAAGGCGUCUCGGGCAUGCCCGGCUACUCCGCCUCCAAACACGCCGCCACCGCCCUUUUGCGCUCUCUCCCGCGAAACGCAGCACCGCUCAAUAUCGCAGUGAGCUUGGUGGCGCCAAGUAUGACAUAUACGCCUGGUGCGUUUCCAGGGACUUAUAAGCCUGGAAAGGCAGCUUUUGAAGAGAUGGAUGCGAAGAUGAAGAAGGUUGGGGUGAAUAUGAGCUCUGCGUAUACGUGUGCGAACGCGGUGGCGUAUCUAGUGGAGAAGGGGUUGGAUGCGAAUGGGGUCAGUUUGCUGGUGGAUCGGGACCAAAUCACGGACCUGGAGAGUGAGAUAGCGGCCUCGAGGCCCGCAUGGUUU